Nasonia vitripennis (jewel wasp) is the source of this 9010-nucleotide messenger RNA. RefSeq names its product fibrillin-1. The record is from RefSeq and is a predicted model, not a curated record. Gene Ontology annotation, molecular function: calcium ion binding. The coding region runs from base 336 to 7556 and encodes 2406 amino acids. Lineage: Eukaryota; Metazoa; Arthropoda; Insecta; Hymenoptera; Pteromalidae. The transcript has 22 exons.
CGAGUAGUCAGUCUCAGACCGACUGCCAGCACUGCGCCUGCUGUGGAAGCUCAGCGGUCCCAACCGCGCGCGCGACCGACCGACCGACUCACGCGUGCCUUCGAGUGCCGCGCAUCACGAGCUAUCUCCCGGCGGGAAGAGGAAAUUCCGCAGUUGCGGACAGUGCGCGGACAGUUGUGCGGGGGAGCUUUUGCACUCUCGCGCUGCCCGCUAGCCCUUGUCAGCCGAGGAGUUUGCGAGCCGGGAGCUGGGAAAUGCUAUCGCGAUCCCGGCUCUGAUCCGUCCGCGCGAUCGUCGUUGCUGCUCCUGUUUCCGCCCCUCGAGAGGACCGCGCCAUGAACUCGGCUCUGGGAUUCUUCGGCCUCGCGGCCUGGCUCUUCGUCGUCGUCUUGACCGAUGACGUAGCAGGCAACUGUCCGGUCGAAGCACCGCAGUGGGGCUCAGUCCGAGAGCGCGUGCUCAAGGAUGGCUCACUGCAGACAAUCUACUCGUGCGAGACCGGCCGCAAGCUCAAGGGCCACAAAAUACUAACCUGCACCACCGACGAAUGGAACCACCCGAUACCCACUUGUGUACCUUUGGAUGAACGCAAAAUGCGCUACGACCUCUUUCUGGGUGAUGAGCCUAGUACCGAGAAAACCACUCGUCGAGUUGGUAAGAAACGAAAUGACACGAUCGGCACGACUGGUCGACCCCGGCGACCGAAGAAGCCAAAGAAGCAACAACGCCGGAAAGAUCCGCUGGCAAAACUCAACGCGACUUUCGCCACGGCUCUUGACGCCAGCUGUUACGGGAAGCUGAGGCCAGGUAGACCGCCGGUCAAGCCUCCGGUCGUGGAGAACGCGGUGCCUCUCAAGUCAUCCAGAAAAAAUCUGUCCAAGCCAUACAAUCGAUAUCAGAUGGUGGUUUACCAGUGCAACGCUGGGUUUGCCCUUAGAAAUCCCGAGCAAGAUCGCCUCUAUUGUAGCGAAGGAAUGUGGCUAGGACUCGUUCCCGAAUGCGUCAGGAAAGAAGAGCUCGUGAAAGCCGAGGGCAACAAUGCCGUUAAACAAGGCAUCAAGCGAUGCGCUAGCGAGAAAAACGUCUGUGAGCAUGUGUGCGAGGACGUUGACGACGGCAUCAAGUGCUCCUGCUUUGACGGUUAUCGCCUUCAGGGAUCAAAGUGCAUUGAUAUUGACGAGUGCGCCGAGGGCAAAUCCGGCUGCUCCCACUAUUGCAGAAAUGACCGAGGCACCUUCCACUGUGAUUGUCCACCCGGUUUCCAAUUGCAGGACGAUCGUAAAACAUGCAAAGAUAUCGACGAGUGCGCAGCGAAUGCUGGCAAGGGCGACUGCGAGCGGAUAUGUAGCAAUCUGCCGGGCAGUUAUGAGUGCAGCUGCAGCGACAUGCCCGGCUAUAAAUUGAAGCCGGACAAUCGCACUUGCGAGGACAUCGACGAGUGCCAGGAAAACAAUGGUGGGUGCUCGCAUACCUGCGUCAAUACGCCGGGCAGCGUGUUCUGCAGCUGUCCGGAGGGCUUCUACCUCGACGAUGAUUACAAAGUUUGUAAAGAUAUAAACGAGUGCAGUGGAAGUAAGAAGGUGUGCAAAGAGGAAUGCGUAAAUACCGUAGGCUCGUACAAAUGCAUACCAAAAUUGAAGAAGAAGAACAAAACGCCGGAGGAGGAUUACGAUGCAGAGGACGAUGAAGAAGAUGACGAUUACGAAGACGGCAUAACCGAUAAUCCUCUAGAUGACGCUUGUGAUAUAGGUUAUAAGAAGGACAACCUGGGCGUUUGCGUUGAUAUCAAUGAGUGCGAAGAAGACGACGGGGAUAGUCACGGAUGUGAUCACAAUUGCAUAAAUUUAAACGGUAGUUACCACUGCACUUGCAACACUGGCUACAAACUGGGCGAUGACGCGACGACCUGCAUGGACGUCGACGAGUGUUCGAAAAUUCCCAGUCCAUGCGCGCACCAUUGCACCAAUACCGUUGGUUCAUACGUAUGCUCGUGUCCACCAGGAUUCGUCCUCAGAUCCGACAACUCCACGUGCGAGGAAGAAAAGGUCGCGCAAACGUGCGCGAGUUCUGGUGUCUCUUGCUCGUACCGCUGCGAAGACACUGACAAUGGGCCGCGUUGUAUUUGUCCCAUAGGUUACGAGCUCGAGGAUGAUACGGAUUGUCGCGAUAUCAACGAGUGCUCGGAAAACUAUCACGGAUGCAGCAAAGAGUGCGUGAACGUGCGAGGCAGUUACAAGUGCGUUUGUCCGAUCGGUUGGUUACUGGCCGAAGACGAGAAAACCUGCCAAGACGUUGACGAAUGCGCCAGCACGAACCAUAACUGCUCCUACAAGUGCAGCAACACGCGCGGCUCUUAUCGUUGCGAUUGUCCACCUGGCUUCAUUCUGGGCGACGAUGGGAAAAGUUGCGAGGACAUCGACGAGUGCGCUCGGGGUAUACAGGACUGCUCUCACAACUGCCACAACGAGAACGGUACUUAUGCUUGCUCCUGUCCCAUUGGCAUGACUCUGAUGAGCAAUCUGAGAGCGUGCGUGCCGUCCACGUCCUGCAAAGAGCUUAACUGCUCUCACAAUUGCGUGAGCCAAGGCGACACCUAUUACUGCGAGUGUCCUCUCGGUUACAUGCUGCAAAACGACGGUAGAACCUGCGGCGACUUCGACGAGUGCAAGGAAGACGAGCACGACUGCUCGCACGAGUGCAUAAACACUCCUGGAAGUUACAAGUGCGCUUGUCCAACUGGCCUGAACCUUCUGGAGGAUAGCCUGACUUGCGACGAUGGAAAGUGCCCCACUGGAAUGAGAGUCGGAAGCGGGGGACAGUGCGAAGACGUCAACGAGUGCAUCGAAGAUGAGUAUCGGUGCUCUCAUGCUUGCAUCAAUCUGCUUGGCUCUUACAGAUGCGACUGUCCCGAAGGUAUGACCCUGGACAAAGAUGGCUACAAGUGCAAAAGUCUCGAUCCUUGCGCAGAGUCAUCCUGCGAUCACAAGUGCGUAGCAGUGAACGGCAGUUUCAGAUGCGAGUGUAAUGACGGUUACGCAUUGGAAAUCAACGGCUUUGGAUGUAAGGACGUAGACGAGUGCUCCGACAGUCACCACGGUUGCAGCCACGAAUGCGUGAACGAGCAGGGAAGCUACUCCUGCACGUGCCCACCACGCUGGGUCCUUACGGAUGACAAGAAAACUUGCGCCGUGGACGAGAACUAUUGCACAAAGAAGCUCGGGUGCUCGCAUACUUGCGAGCUUGACGGAGAACGGGUGCGUUGCGGCUGUCCGGAGGGCUACGAACUCUCGGAGAACGAGAAGACCUGCAGAGAUGUCGACGAGUGCGCCGAGGGUAUUCACGCCUGUCCCCACGAUUGCCUCAAUACCGAGGGCUCUUUCAAGUGCCAGUGCAACGCGGGCUACGAACUGUUGGACGAUUUUUGUGUAGACGUUGACGAAUGUACCCUGGAAUUAGAUGACUGUUCGUAUAAAUGCAUCAACACGCCGGGUAGUUUCGCGUGCGCUUGCCCGGACGGAUACAGGCUUAACGAAGACCGGCGCACUUGUAGCGACAUAGACGAGUGUGCCCUGAGUCUGCACGAAUGCACGUAUUACUGCAAAAAUCACAAGGGCGGCUACAGCUGCCAUUGUCCAGAAAACUACGCCGUCGGCAAUGACAACAGAACUUGCAUCGAAUUGCAGCCUUGCGACCAAGACCAUGGCUGCUCGCACAGGUGCUUUGUCAUCAAUGGCGAGAACAAAUGUCGUUGCGCCAUGGGUUACGAGAUUGCCGAAGACGGAAAGACCUGUAGGGAUAUCAACGAAUGCUGGCACAACAACGGUGGCUGUUCCCACAGUUGCGAAAAUUUGGACGGAGGAUGGAUGUGCAAAUGUCCGGAAAACCAGCAGCUUCUCAACGACAAGAAAACCUGUUUGGAAAUCAACGAUUGUCUCCUCGAAAACGGCGGAUGUUCGCAUUCGUGUCAUUACGAUAAGAGAAGUUCCUUCUGCAGCUGUCCGAUCGGCAUGGUUUUGGACAAAGAUGAUCGAACGUGCAUUGUGGAAACGGCUUGCAGCAAAAACAACGGUGGUUGCACUUACUUGUGUGAGAUCAAUAACAACGAAGUGCUCUGCAAAUGUCCCGACGGACUGCGGUUGGCGGAUGACGGUUAUUCAUGCGCGGACAUUGACGAGUGUUCAGAAAACACGGACAACUGCACCCAUGGCUGCAUCAAUACUCGCGGCAGUUUUGAGUGCAUCUGUAAUCCGGGAUUUUCCGCGAACCUUCUGGACAAAGCACUGUGCGACGACGUUGACGAAUGUUUCAAGCACAAUGGCAACUGCUCUCAAAUUUGUAUCAAUACAGUCGGCAGCUACCACUGCUCGUGCUUUCCGGGAUUUGUUUUGGGUAACGACAACGUCACGUGUGCAGAAUCGAAGGCCUGUUCCGUGAACAAUGGAAACUGUUCGCAUACGUGUCACGUUGACGCGAAAACCAACAGCGCGACUUGUUCGUGUCCAGCUGGAUUCAGCCUCAAAUCGGACAUGCGGACCUGCGAGGAUAUCGACGAGUGCGAAGAGUUUGAAAACGACGUCCACGCGGGCUGUUCCCACAAGUGCGUGAAUCUCGAGGGAAGCUAUCACUGCGAGUGUCCGAAAGGAUACAUCCUUCUGCCAGAUGAUAAGCGGACCUGUGUGGACCUCGACGAGUGCCUGACACCUUCGCACAACUGCUCUCACAACUGUCUGAAUCUCCUCGGAAGCUACCUGUGCACUUGCCACGAGGGCCAUUACUUACAUUCAGAUAAGGCGACGUGCCUCGACGUCGACGAGUGCGCCCAGGACAACGGCGGGUGUUCCCAGCUCUGCAACAACACGAUUGGCGGGUACCUCUGCCACUGCUCCCAAGGCUUCGAGCUGGACGACGACGAGAAGAGCUGCGUUGACAUGGACGAGUGCGAGAACGGCCGAGCCAUGUGCUCCCUGGAAUGCCAGAACACGAUCGGCUCCUACAGAUGCAUCUGCCCAGACGGCUACGUCCUGGCCAAUGACUCGCGGAGCUGCAUAGCCGACGACCGCUGCAGACCCAACAACGGCGGCUGCUCUCACACCUGUUACAACUACGCCAGCGGCAUCAAGUGCACGUGUCCGCUGGGAAUGUACCUGGACGCGGACGAGAAGAGCUGCAUCGACAUCGACGAGUGCCUCGUCGACAAUGGCGACUGCCCGGACCUCUGCGAGAACAUCGACGGCGGCUUCGUCUGCCACUGCUCCGAGGGCUACGAGCUCAACGAGGACGCCAACACCUGCGACGACAUCGACGAGUGCGCCUCCGACAAGGGCGGCUGCUCCCACACCUGCAGAAACUCCCGAGGCUCCUACCACUGCGAGUGUCCCGCGGGCUACAGGCUGUCCGGGAACAACCGGAGCUGCGAGGACGUUGACGAGUGCGAGCUGAACAACGGCGGCUGCUCGCACGGCUGCAGCAAUGAGCCCGGCUCGUACAGGUGCGAGUGUCCGGCGGGACAGCGACUGAGGGAGGACGGAAGGCGCUGCUUCAGCGAGGACCCGUGCAGUGACGGCAGCAACGGAGGCUGCGAGCAUAUUUGCCGAGAGGAUAACGGACGAGCGGUCUGCUCGUGCCGCGAGGGUUUCCGCGCCCGGGAAUCGAACGGCUCGAGCUGCGUCGACGUUGACGAAUGCGCGGGAGGAAGCCACGGCUGCGAGCAGCAGUGCGUGAAUAAACCCGGCUCGUACGAAUGCCGCUGCCGGCCUGGUUACGAGAUGAGGAAUAACGCUUGCGUCGACGUGGACGAGUGCGCGCAGGGCAGCGUGCACUGCGAAGGAGGCUGCGUGAAUACGCUUGGCUCGUACCGUUGCGGCUGCGGGCUUGGAUUCAAGCGGGACGGGAAUCGGUGCGUCGACAUCGACGAAUGCCAAGCGGACAACGGGCGCUGCGAGCAGAUCUGCAUAAACGGCCUGGGCUCCUUCGCCUGUUCCUGCUACUCGGGCUUCUACGUCAACCGAAGGAACACGAGCCAGUGCCUGGAUCUGAACGAGUGCCUCUACCGCAACGGCGGCUGCAACGGCGACUGCAUCAACACGCCCGGAAGUUACUAUUGCGUCUGCGCGGACGAUUUAGUGCUGGCCGACGACGAGAGAACUUGCGUCUCGAGGAGCUCGAGGUGCCCGGCGCUCCAGCCGCCGGCUUACGGCGAGAUGAGAUGCCCAGGACAUCCAUCGGGAGCUUUGGAUUAUCCUCAAGGAGCAAAAUGCCAUAUAAGGUGCCGGAGAAGCUUCAGAUUGGAAGGUUCUUAUCUGAGGACGUGCGAGGCGGGAGGACAGUGGGACGGCAGGGAUACCGUCUGCGUUCGAGAGUACACGUCGGAGCCACGUUCUUAUUACACGGUUAUAUUGAUUAAAAACAUCUUCGGAAUAGACACAUCCUCAGCGACGGAGAGAGCGCGGACGACGACGAGCACCGAGGCGCCGAGACCCUACAUCAGGUGUCCCAACGACCUGGACAUCGAGCUGCCGCCUAGGCGGGCCACCGCCAGAGUCUCCUUCCCACAGCCCAAGACCAACGUCGAUUGGUACAGAUACGUGGACGCAUCGCCGGCUUGGGGCAAGCAACUACAAGCGGAUCUGCCUCCCGGCCUGACUAUGCUCACCUUCACUGCCUGGUCUUCGGCUACUAAUUACACGAACGCCUGCCGCAUGAUGAUCCGGAUUCGGGAUACAGAGAGUCCGAAGGUGCUGAGCUGCCCGACGUCGUUCGAGGUUCGACUUAACCCAGGCGAGCGCGAGCGCCAGAUAUUCUGGCAGGAGCCGGUCUUCAGCGACAACGUGCGCGUCGAGCGCACCUACAAGUCGCGAGAACCAGGCCAGGCGCUUUACCCCGGCGACCACAACAUGCGCUACAUCGCCUCGGACGCAGCUGGAAAUCGAAACGAGUGCCAUUUCACGAUACACGUGCGAGAGGCUGAAAGACGAGCCACUCCGGAGCAGCAGCAGCAGCAGCCAGAGCAACAACAGCAGCUUUACAAGAAGAUGUUAAUCUGUCCGAACCGAGAUCCGGUGGAGCUACCGCUUUCAAAUAGGGAUCGAACGCCGAGCGGCUGCUACAUAAGGUACGAGCGUCUCUUCUCCGGAGCUUACACUGUGCAGCGCUAUAACAGCAACAGCAACAGCAACAGCAACAGCAACAGCAACAACAACAACUAUAACAGCGCCGGGGGCAGUCACUAUCAGCAGCGCAGGAGCGAGUAUCAUCAGAACUCGGCGACGUCCAACGCCGCUUAUCACGAGGUCCACCCGAUGCGGCAGGCGCCCAGCGCUACCGCGAUCCAGCCGCAGACACGGGCUUAUCCGCUCGUCAACUGUAAGUACCACAACUGGCACGAGUACCAUCGACACCAACAGGUGCAGCAGCGCCAGCACAUCAUCCACCGGCAACAGCUACAGCUCCAGCGGCCGCGAGAACAGGUCUACUAUCCUCGCAGCAGAACGUCUUCGUUACCCUACGGUAGACAGACGCGACUCUUGCCAUCGAGACACAACUGCUGCCCGCACUAAUUCCGAUGCUGACCACAGAUGCAUCCCGAGACAUCGCUGCGAUAUCCGUUAUCGGUUUCUACUAGCUGUAUUGCGCUUUUGUUUGUUCUUUCGUUGAAAGAACCGCGCUUCGAAGUUUCCAUCGAAGAUUUUGCCUUUCUUAUACAUAAUAUACUCUAUAUUCGGAGAAGAGAAGUUUCAAACUGUUUUUAGGCUAAGCAUUUAGAUUUUAGUUCGAUCGAAUCGCAUGUACUUUUGCAAAGAGCUUGGAAACAAAUUACUUUACAAGAGAAGUUUGAAAAAACUUUAUUACUUGUAAAUGUCCUUAUUAUAGUCCUUUAUUAUUCAAUAUAUUUUUAUUGAUGAUAGUUCAUUAGUUUAUACUACGCCGUAUAAUUUUUGCACAUGCAUUUUCCAGUUGCCAUUAACAAAUAUACAUGCACAUAUAUAUAGUCUGAUUUAAAUAUAAUACAGUAUCAAAUGGUUUUACUUUUCAUUUAACAAACAUUUUGCUGACUCUUAUGAACAAAGAGUAUGAUCAAGAAUAUUUACUUAAGGAGGUUCGGCACCGAUAGUCCCUGCCAAAAGUUCGGCUCGCUGCUACAGGCGCGCCGCGUCGUAAGUGAGAGACUCACAUAAUAUCUCAGCUUCUGAACGUCAGAUCAAUCUGAAAUUUUCGGUGCAUAUGGACAGGACCAUUACGAAGCAGUGUGCAAAGUUUUGCUAAUUUCCUGUAACAAAAUUAUUGCAGUGGUGAACCUCCUUAAUUAAUGCAUCAUUAUUUUUCAUUCGAUGUUUUAUACUUGUUCACGACAUUUUAUAACCUUUUUAUAUUUAUUGAAUAUUUUUAGAAUAAGAAACGAGUUUUUAGAGAACGUCUUAUAAAAUAAUUGCUGAAGAGAUGAAAGAUAGCAUCGCAAAUUUGUUUUCAUUAGCCUUCUUUAGAACAUGAUCGUUAAAUGAUUUAAAUGUAAAUGAAAGCAUAGAUCAUAGAGGUUUGAUUAUAAAAUAACAAUGUUAAAAUCAGUAAGAUAGAAACUUUCACUUACGAUGCUAGAAAGAAGAAAAGUUUUCGAUAAAAAAAAUGAUGUAACAAACUAAGAAUCUAAAUAAUUAUCAUAGUAUAUAUUGUUUACGUUGCAUUUACAUUGGCUGUAUGCCGAAAUAAUAGUUGUAUGAUUUGUAUUCAUAUGUAAUUUUACAAGUGUCGAACUACGUACUUUUUUAAUAGGACUAACUAUUUUAUAAUAGAGAUAUUAUAUGUGCGUUGAAAAUAAUAAAAAGUAUGCUUGCAGGAUGGAAGAGGAUUAAAGAAGAAAAUGUUUUGCAUGUUUUGUAAUAUAUUUAAUAGGUGAAUUUUAUACAUUUAUAAUGCGUCACAUAUUAUUUAGUAGGUAGUAAUUGAACGUCAUUGUAACAUGAUAUGCGACUGGCGCGUAUGGGCAUACUGACAAUAAAUAACAUAUAUACGUUUA